AUGACAGGGACUUGCAAGCCACCACAGUACGACCUGCUGACAGUCUUCCCACACCUGGUGAAGGAGCUGAACACAGGCCUUCAUGUGACGAUUCUGCUGCUCCUCCUGCUGGCGCUGGCCCUGGCCCUGGUCAGCACAGGCUUUGCCAUUCUCAACAUGAUCCAGGUCCCAUACCGUGCCGUCAACGGCCCUGGGGGCAUCUGCCUGUGGAAUGUUCUUGCAGGUGGAGUCGUGGCAUUAGCCAUCACGAGCUUCAUGGCCGCAGUGAAGUUUCACGACCUGACCGAACGCAUCGCCAACUUUCAGGAGAAGCUCUUUCUGUUUGUGGUGGUGGAAGAAGAGUAUGAAGAGUCGUUCUGGAUCUGCGUGGCCAGCGCCUCAGCUCACGCAGCAAACUUGGUCGUGGUAGCCAUCAGUCAAAUUCCCCUCCCUGAGAUUAAGACCAAAAUAGAAGAGGCGACAGUCACAGCAGAGGACAUCCUGUAUUGAUAGCCUUCUCCUGAUCACA
Orycteropus afer afer is the source of this 508-nucleotide messenger RNA. It is a transcript of the gene CLRN2, whose product is annotated as clarin 2. The record is from RefSeq and is a predicted model, not a curated record. NCBI's taxonomy places the organism in Eukaryota, Metazoa, Chordata, Mammalia, Tubulidentata, Orycteropodidae.